GUCGAUUCGACGCACUCGUGAUCUCAAUCAUCUCGUAAUGUUGUCCAAUUCGCCCAUUUCGGCCAUGGUUCCACUCUCGCUCUUCCUGGUGAGUGUGAGCCCCAUCGCAGCUGAACUCGAGCCUCUCGAGGAUGGCUGCUUGUUGCAGAAAACCAAGGAGCAACAACUUUUGGUCAAGGAGGAGCAACUACGUGAUACUCAGACUCCUGGCUAUUCAGAAGUGUGCGCACCCAAUUGCUAUUGCAGAUCAUUCACCGACCCGCCAAACGGGUAUGUGAGUAGUAUGCAAAUUGCUGAUUGUGCAGACAAAUGCUUCGAAAGUGACUUUCCAGGAUUCAUUUUUUCUGUGGAUGACAAUGGUGCUACAGGUUGCCGGUGCUGCCGCGACGUGACCGUGGACGAGGAGAGUGUUAUACGAAGUGGUAACACCAACUGGAAAAUGUACGCAUUUGGUGCCUCUGCCUCAGCGAUGGGUGACCCGCACAUCACUACUCUUGAUGGCAAGCACUACACUCUUCUCAGCCAGGGUACCUUUUCCCUCUGGCACUUCUCAGGCCUGGAGACGGAGUUGCAUUCAGAGUUUGGCACCAAGAAACUCCCAAUCGAUUGGCAAGUGUACGUGCACUAUUCGGGCCACCAGUCCUUCACGAAGGGCUUGCUUCUCAUCGAUAAAUCAGGAGGAUCCAUCCGACAAGGUGCUUGAGAUCACUUCGCAGGACUGCAAGUGGAAAGCACGGAAAGGAAACGGAGACUGGAAAGUGAUCGACAAUGCAGAGCUCUCCAUCCCAGAUGGUAAGGACUAUGUGACAGGCUUCGACCUCGGCACCGUGGGUCCUCGCGGUCAUGGUGGCCAUGGCUUUCCCAACCGUGUUCGCUUCAACAUGUACACCAAAAAUGGCAAGUCGGACAUAGCAGUCAUGAGUCUCAGUUGCAGGCCAAGCCACAACAUGAAUCUCCAAAUCUCAAUGAGACGCCAGAGCAACCAAAAGUUUGUAGAUGGCGAGCUGAAGGUUUCACGGAAGUCGCUGUCUACGCUGCAGACCUCCACCGACUUGGAAUUCAGCAUGGAUAGCAAGUGGCAAGAGCUCGGAGGAAGUGGACAAGCAGCCUCGUACUUUCAGCUCGUUGACACAAAUCAAACAUCCAGUUCCGCAUUCCAAUCGCAAGCCUGCGGUGAUGCUGAAAAAGGCUUGGCGAAAGAGACUUGUUCCAAGCACUUGGGGGAGGCACAUGGCACGCCUUUCUUUGAAGAUUGCAUUUAUGAUGUUUGCCAUGGCGCUGGCGAGAUGCAAGCAGAACUUGCUGCAGAGCUUCUCGCUGCGACCAAAGCUGAUUAGGACGAUUUCUGGGACGUGCGGAUUUACCAUAUGAUUUACUCGCACGUGUCAGGGGCAGUUCUUUCCCUUCAGCACCUUCCCAUAUGCGGUCGGUUUGCAUGAUUGCCCUCGGUG
Molecule: messenger RNA, 1451 nt
Organism: Cladocopium goreaui
Lineage: Eukaryota; Dinophyceae; Suessiales; Symbiodiniaceae
Source: the annotation of a GenBank genome assembly